AUGGUCACGAAGAUGACCAUCGUCGAGAAUGAGAAGAGCCUCAAGGUUCAGGCUGGAUGGUAUACGGCUGCAGCCAUGAAGGAUGAGCUGGGCUACGAUGCGAAACUUGAUGGUGCAUGUGAGAAGAUGAUCAAGAAGAUCGUGGACUACUGUGGCCUCAACCCAACGAAGCUGGUACGGCCAUGGAAGUAUGACACGAGUUUGAAUCAGUAUUGGGUUGAGACGCAUUGGUCUGGAGAGAUCACGAAGAAGAAUAUCGAUCGCACCACGAAUGAGCGUACCGAGGAGGCUGAUGGUACCCUCCCAGUGGUGGAGACAACCUUCGAUGAUCAGCCCCCGGGACCAGCUGCUGAGGAGGGUGGUUUGGCCGGGGCGGAAGAUCCCCGUACGAUGCUCGAUCGGGGCUUGGCUGAAGUUUUAUCGAAGGUGUUGAGACACCGUGAUCUGGCCGACCAGCUGGCGGGUGAGCUGCAAUCUCAUGCUGCAGCAUUGGAGCGCCACUAUGACAAUAUGAGUAUGAUCAAAGCAACUGCCUCCCUACGCAUGCUGCAUACCGAGAUUGACAUGUCUAUCGAGACGGCUUCUGUCCUGGCCGUCCAGGCGGUCUCAAUCGAGAACAAGGUGACGCCAGUUCUGACAGAGCUGCAGAAGGCGCUCAAGGACAAGGAGAAACCGGGAAAUGAGGGCCAGAACCAGUACGUUAUGUGUACAACACUAUCUACAGAUACUGAUGUUACGUUAUUCACCAAUGUGUUGCUCCACUGGAAGACAGCGAUCGAGCCUGGGAGCAAGACCGUGAUGAGCACCAGUGAUGACAAAUCUUCGGUUCAUUGGAGAUAUCACAAGUACAUGUCUGCAGAGCUUCUCAGCCUACCAGACAUUGCAGAGACUUGGGAUGGAAUCUUGCAAAAGAGAGAUCUGCUGAAGAUUACUUUGCCUGAUGUUAAAUCUGUUGGCAAGACACCUGGCAAGAUCUUUGCCCAUGCUGAAGCGAUGGUCGAGAUAGUUCUGCAGUCUGUUGGUUCUGCAGUUUUCAAAGUGGGCUUUACCCAUGAUCCUGUUCGGCGGGUGGAAGGCUACUGCGACGAAGGAUAUCAUCGGUUUAAAGAGUUUGGCCUGGCACUGGAUGUUCCGAUCUCCUAUGUCAACGUGGGGGACAGCAACUGUGACCUGCCAAUGAUUAGACCCAGCGAUUUGUUUCAACACCUUGCGGACCUGGGCAAAUUGGACCUCCUUUUCGGCCAACAGCCAGCAAGUGUUUUACCUGAAUUCUGGAGUCGUUUUCAGGAGGUGGAGCCAAACAAUACUGUUCAUGCUGCCUUCGCUGCUGGUACAAUGCACCCCGAUCGAACAAUACCAAUGGUCAUUCAUGGGGAUGAAGGCCGUGGAAGGAAAAGACUUCCAGUCAUGGUAGUCAACACCCAUGGCCUGAUCGGUGCAGGAUGCAAGGCCUUCCAUGAGUUUCACAAAGAUGCACCCAGAAUGCAGGAACAGGCUAUGCCUGUAAACAUCAAGGGCCACUCGAUGGAGACACGCUUUCUAUCAUUUGUACUGUCAAAGAAAUCAUAUGGCACCGACUGCUCAUACUUGAUGCGGAUGUUCGAAGCACUGGUCGAGGAUCUAUGCAAGCUUUCAACAACCGGGAUCCAGAUCAAGUCGAAGUCUGGUGUCGAGACGUGGCAUUGUGCAUUUAUUGGAAGUGUUGGAGAUCUACAGUUUUUUGCGAAGGUCGCAAGCCUCACUCGGUCCUAUACCCACGUGAGCAAGCGCAGUGGACAGCAAGCAAAAAAUGGGCUCUGCCACCUUUGCCUUGCUGGCAAACCUGGCUGGGACUAUGAAGACUUCAGUGACAAUCCUGCUUGGUUGCGGUCUGUUGGGAUUGAGCCCCCCUGGGAGAGCCCUCCGGAUUUGAUCUUUCGAUUAUUCCACGAUCCUGGAAAUGCUGGGGGGUUCCUGAAGCCAGACCUCUGGCACUGCCUGCACUUAGGGUGUGGAAAGGUGUUUCUCGCCUCUGCUCUGGUGGAAUGGCUCCCUUUUCUGCCAGGCCUCCUGCCUUCAAAGCCAUGGAUUCUGGCUUACCUGCAGCGACAUGGUCAGAAACUAUACUGUCGGCAUGUGAGCGAGCUGAGCGUUGGUUUCGACUCUUACCAGAAAUGCCCUCAAGGAGCUUGGCAAAAAGCAAGCGAUACAACAUUGCUUCUGGAGAUUUUCGAAGACUUCUGUGAGAAGCAUGCUUCAAUGGCCUCCGAGGAUGCCAUUUUGGGUUGGACGUAUACUGCGGUAGCCAACCUGAAUGCCUGUAUCCGUUUGCUAUACAAGAGUGGGCUGUGGAUGACACAGCAUCAGGCGCUGGAUGCUUCAUCUACAGGCAUGAACUUUUUGAAGUGCUACGGCCACCUGGUUCAUUUGACUUUCCAAGCGAACCGCGAUCGGUUUCCAAUCACUCCGAAGGUUCAUUACAUCCAUCACUUGUUCAUCGACCUGAAGUCCCAAGCUCGGGCUUCCGCCUGGACAUUGAACUGUAUCGCCUUCACGGUACAGAUGGAUGAAGACUUCGUGGGGGUGCAUGCAAGAGCUUCAAGACGUGCAGGUGCCCAGUAUGUCUCGCUGCGGUGUUUGCAGCGUUAUUUGCUGUAUGCAGGCGAGCGAAUCACUCCCGAGUAUCGCCGAACCUCUUGA
This is a messenger RNA of Symbiodinium sp. CCMP2592, 2679 nucleotides long. The record is from the annotation of a GenBank genome assembly. NCBI's taxonomy places the organism in Eukaryota, Dinophyceae, Suessiales, Symbiodiniaceae.